Molecule: messenger RNA, 3001 nt
Organism: Nematolebias whitei (Rio pearlfish)
Lineage: Eukaryota; Metazoa; Chordata; Actinopteri; Cyprinodontiformes; Rivulidae
Gene: smurf1
Product: SMAD specific E3 ubiquitin protein ligase 1
Biological process (GO): ubiquitin-dependent protein catabolic process; negative regulation of BMP signaling pathway
Molecular function (GO): ubiquitin protein ligase activity; protein binding
Source: RefSeq, a predicted model, not a curated record
UGAGCCUGCCUGAAAAUGUUCUCCUGUGUUGUUCAAUUUCGAAGGAGCGCAGGACUUUGCGGUGAAAUAAUACCUUUUUAUGCGUGAGGGAAACUAAAACAAAGCUCAUGGUUCGCGACUAAAGUCAGCCGCGGUUCCGUUUUCGGGUCGAGGUGUGAUUUUGGGUGACUCCGAGGUGAAGUUUGUGUGAUCCUUUUCUUUAUUUUCCCGGAGUGAUGUCGAAUCCUGGGAAUCGGAGGAACGGGUCCAGCAUCAAAAUCCGACUGACAGUAUUAUGUGCCAAGAACCUCGCAAAGAAAGACUUCUUUCGGCUACCGGAUCCAUUCGCCAAGGUCGUGGUGGACGGAUCGGGUCAGUGCCACUCCACCGACACAGUCAAGAGCACCCUGGAUCCCAAAUGGAAUCAGCACUAUGACCUACCAGCGUCUAGAUCUGUGUAAGCUGAACCCUUCUGACAGUGAUGCAGUGAGGGGGCAGAUUGUAGUGAGUCUACAGACGCGAGAUCGGAUCGGCGGUGGCACCGUUGUAGACUGCAGAGGAUUGUUGGAAAACGAUGCGCCUGUGUUUGAGGGGUGUUUCAGUGAGGAACCGCUGCCCUACUCUGACCCCACUGGUGCUGCGGGAGGCGGGAACUGCCGGCUGGACUCCCCGGGUCAGGAGAACCGUCUUCAGUCGCAGCGAAUCAGAGGGCAGGACUCCAGAGGUCACGGCCACACCCCUCAGAACAGACCCCACGGACAUCAGCCGCCUGACCUUCCGGAGGGAUACGAGCAGCGAACCACCGUUCAGGGCCAGGUGUACUUCCUUCACACACAGACAGGGGUCAGCACCUGGCACGACCCUCGGAUACCUCGGGACCUGGCAAGUAGGAGCUGUGAGGAACUCGGUCCAUUACCCGUGGGCUGGGAGGUCCGAAGCACUGUGUCCGGACGCAUCUACUUUGUGGACCACAACAACAGAACCACACAGUUCACAGAUCCACGUCUUCACACCAUUAUCAGCCAGCAAUCUCAAGUAAAAGAAACCUCCCAGCCCCCUCAGAUGGAAGUGGGGGUUGAAGAGGGGGGAGUCGGAGGAGUGAACGGUGGAGAUGGAGAUUUGGCGGUGCGCUAUGAGAGAGACUUGGUGCAUAAGUUGAAGCUGCUCCGCCACGAGCUAUCGCUGCAGCAGCCUCAAGCUGGACACUGUCGUAUAGAGGUGUCCCGCGAGGAGAUCUUUGAGGAGUCGUAUCGACAGAUAAUGAAGAUGAGGCCCAAAGACCUGAAGAAGCGGCUGAUGGUGAAGUUCAGAGGAGAGGAGGGUCUGGAUUAUGGAGGGGUGGCCAGGGAGUGGUUGUACCUUCUGUGCCAUGAAAUGUUGAACCCGUACUACGGCCUGUUCCAGUACUCCACGGACAACAUCUACACGCUACAGAUCAACCCCGACUCUUCCAUCAAUCCUGACCACCUGUCAUAUUUCCACUUCGUGGGUCGAGUCAUGGGCCUGGCGGUCUUCCACAGUCACUACAUCAAUGGGAGCUUCACUCUGCCCUUCUACAAGCAGCUGCUCGGCAAACCCAUCCAGCUCAACGACCUGGAGACCACGGACCCCGAGCUGCACAAGAGCCUCAUCUGGAUAUUAGAAAACGACAUCACUUCGGUCCUGGAUCACACGUUUUGCGUGGAGCACAACGCCUUUGGGAAGUUCUCACAACACGAACUGAAACCUAACGGCAGAAAUAUCUCAGUCACGGAGGAGAACAAGAAGGAAUACGUCAGACUCUAUGUGAACUGGAGGUUCAUGCGGGGAAUUGAAGCCCAGUUUCUGGCUCUACAAAAAGGUUUCAGUGAGCUGAUCCCGCAGCACCUCCUCAAACCUUUUGACCACAAAGAGCUUGAGCUGAUCAUUGGUGGGCUUGGAAAGAUAGACCUUGCGGACUGGAAGGCCAACACCCGCCUGAAACACUGCACAAGUGAAAGCAACGUGGUUCGGUGGUUCUGGCAGGCGGUGGAGGACUUCAGCGAGGAGAGGAGAGGGCGCCUCCUGCAGUUUGUCACAGGCUCCACCCGGGUCCCACUACAGGGGUUCAAAGCUCUGCAGGGUUCUGCAGGACCAAGGCUCUUCACCAUCCACCUGAUAGACGCCAACACGGACAACCUGCCCAAGGCUCACACCUGUUUCAACAGGAUAGACGUCCCUCCCUACGAGUCUUAUGAGAAACUUUAUGAAAAACUGCUGACGGCCGUGGAGGAGACCUGCGGCUUUGCUGUGGAGUGACGAGUCCACCGCCAAGUCAACACACAGUUACACUCGCUUGCACUUGCACACAAACUGCAACAUUUUUACAGACGCGCACACGGACCUUCAGAGUAUACACGGCGUGUGCAGCGCAGCCACGCGCCACAUGAACAUACCGACUCUUUGCCACUUCUGAACCGCCGAACUGUUAGAGGCUAACAGAGGAGGCGCUGCAGGAGGAGGUGGAAAGAAAGAAGUAUUUUCAACUUUUUUCCAAUGUUUUGAAGAAGCGUUUUUAUCCUUCGGUUUUAACAAGCUAUGAUGUCAUUCUGAAGAAUGUCGGCCCAGACUCCAGUCAGCAUCAGCCAAUCACGUAAGAGCCUGCGAACAGAGGCGGGUCGCUCUCCCUGACGAGCUGAUCGAUCGGCUCGAUUCAUGCUUCACAUUUAACCACUGUCGUGUGCGCGCGUGCAUGUGGGAGAGUAAGAAUGUGUGUGUGAGUGUGCAUGUUUGUGUGUGCCAGGCAUGGCACUCAGUUAUACUGUUUAAAAACAAAAAGAUAAAAUGAGCCUCUGUUUUUGUCUCAUGUUUAUACCUGCGACCACUUGGAUCCACUCGGAUAUUUUAUUAUUUAUUACUAAGUGAUUACUGACCAAGCUGCUAUUCGCUCUACAGUGAGCCAUCACUAAUCUCUUAAUCUACCAGAGCUGAAGGGUCUAUUUUCAUGCAAUGCAAGUAAUCCACAAAGUGGGUUUUUAUUGAAUUUUGUUACUCUUAACAUUCA